Molecule: messenger RNA, 1977 nt
Organism: Fonsecaea multimorphosa CBS 102226
Lineage: Eukaryota; Fungi; Ascomycota; Eurotiomycetes; Chaetothyriales; Herpotrichiellaceae
Exons: 5
Coding region: 1-1977 (658 amino acids)
Biological process (GO): fatty acid beta-oxidation using acyl-CoA oxidase; lipid homeostasis
Cellular component (GO): peroxisome
Molecular function (GO): FAD binding; acyl-CoA oxidase activity; fatty acid binding
Source: RefSeq, a predicted model, not a curated record
AUGUCUCGAAACAUCCCAGUUCAGCCCGAAGAGUCGGAGUUCACGUUAUUCCUCUGGGGCGGCGAAGAGAAACUAGAGAGAAGGAAAGCCUUGCUCAAAGCUUUUAUUGGCAAUCCCGUAUUUGACAAGAAGAUUGUGACUCCUCCAUCACUGGCCCGCAAAGAUGCAUGGACACGGGCAGCGUUACAGAGUCGCGAGCUCAUCAGGCUCAAGUUCGAGAACAAUUGGCCUCAUCAGCAUUUCAUGGAAGCAAUCAAACUGACAGACAACAUGCUGCCGGUCCAGCCACAAUUUAGAAUAUUCAUGUCAAAUCUGGAGCGCCAAAUGUCGGACGAACAAAAGAAAAUCUGGAUUCCGAAGGCGGAGCGGUUCGAAAUCUUUGGCUCGUACUGUCAGACUGAGCUGGGCCAUGGAUCAAAUGUCAAAGGCAUCGAAACCACGGCGACAUUUGACUCGGAAACGGACGAGUUCUUGAUCAACUCUCCCACGAUCAGUAGCACCAAGUACUGGAUCGGUGCUACUGGGGUGUGGGCUACACAUGGGAUUGUUGUGGCUCGCUUGAUCAUCAGAGGCAAGGAUUAUGGUAACCAUCUUUUCUUGGUUCAGUUGCGCAACCUUGAUACCCAGGAACUUAUGCCCGGCUGUGAGAUUUAUGAGCUCGGCCCAAAAGCAUUCCAGGGUAUGCUGGGGACCGAUAACGGUGCGCUUCGCUUUCACAAUGUCCGCAUCCCCCGGUCUCAAAUGCUGGCCAGAAAUGCACAAGUUCUCAGAGACGGCACCUAUGUCCCGCCCAAGAAUCUGAAGCACUCGUACGGCUCGAUGGUAACGGUACGUGCUCUCAUGGCUGAGAUCACAGGCUGGGACUUGCUCAAAGCCGUUGCUGUUGCUUAUCACUACACCACCUUCCGGAAGCAAUUCUCAAAGAGUAGGGACAGGAGUGAAACUCCUGUCUUUGACUAUGCGAGUGUGAGAUACCGGCUACUCCCACUUCUUGCCAAGGCGACGGCACUUGUAGUUGUCGGGCAAGCUAUCAAGCGUGCAUAUGACGACUACACUGCAAACUACUUGAGGACCGACGAUACGUCGCAGUUGGAAGAUCUCCACCUCCAAACUGUUGGUGCCAAAGUAUACUCGACCGAAAUUACAGGGUACGGUGUUGAGACCUGCCGAGUUGCCUGUGGCGGCCAUGGUUAUAGUGCUCUCUCAGGGUUCGGCCGGAUGUACGCCAAUUCUAUCAACGCGGUGACAUAUGAGGGUGACAACUAUGUUGUGGCACAACAAGUACCUAGGGCCAUUUUGAAGCAUUUCAAAGCUGGAACCGAGUCAUCUCUCCCUUCGCUCUCAUACCUUUCCUUUCUGCGCAGCACCUCAACACCGCAGCCACUGCACAUAAAAUCGCCUUCAGGAUGGCUCGAGCGUGAUGCACAGAGGUUUAUACUUGAACAGCGUCUCGUUGUGCUUGUGCAGCAACACAUCGAAGACACGAAGGCGGGCCGGGAUACUAGUUAUGCAUGCCACGCGUUGACGAUGGCGCAUGGUGAUUUCGUCUAUUGGAAGGCUUUCUGGGAGGUUGUGGACAAUAUUCCGAGUGACGCCAGCUACAAGAAGCCGAUGACGGCGUUGGCACAACUGUUCUCUAUCUCCAUCAUGACCACGGCGCAUGGAGUGCUAUGUCCACCCAUUUCUCUGACGUCCGACCAACGCUCCUCAUUACGCUUGGCGUACGACGCAAUCAUUGUUGAGGUGGCAGAAAAGCACGCGCAGACUAUCAUCAAUGCGUACGGCUUCACAGAGUUUGAGCUUGACAGUGCGCUAGCGAGAAGCGACCAGUCCCCGUACGAGGCACUACUGGAGGGCGCCCGAAGGAGUGAGAUGAACCACAUGCAACACCUUUGGCCGAUGAUGGUGGACACUAGGCAGUUGUGGAAGCAGUUCCAGCGGAGCAGUGAGAAAGUGGGAGUCAAACCAAAACUGUAA